Triticum dicoccoides is the source of this 1293-nucleotide messenger RNA. RefSeq names its product auxin-responsive protein SAUR36-like. The transcript is spliced from 2 exons. The coding region runs from base 240 to 677 and encodes 145 amino acids. NCBI's taxonomy places the organism in Eukaryota, Viridiplantae, Streptophyta, Magnoliopsida, Poales, Poaceae. Gene Ontology annotation, biological process: response to auxin. The record is from RefSeq and is a predicted model, not a curated record.
CAUGAAGAGCACUCAAGGCCUUGUCCCCUGCCCAACUCUUUUGCCGACAGCUACACACAACCCACACAUAUGCACUGCCCUGAGACCUCUCUUCCUUCUACUAUAAUUCCAUGGCCUGCUCAACACAAACUUCUUCAUCUCAUCUACUCCUACAGAGCAACAUCACAAUCUACACCACACCUUUAGACUUUCAGAGCCAAACUGAAAUUUAGCCAGCCAAGAACACAUCAGACUCAACCAUGAUCCAUCCAAAGAAGCUUGCUCAGCUGGCCAAGAAGUUCAAGCGGAUAGCUGCCGGAGCCGGUGCCCGCCGCUGGCAGCAUGCCUCAAACACCGCCGACGACGAAUGCUGCAGCACAACGUCGUCUAUGGUUGCUGAUGAGGGCCACUGCAUAGUGUACGCCGCCGACGGAGAACGGUUCGAGGUCCCUUUGGCGUACCUUGGGACGACGGUCUUCGCUGAGCUCCUGAGGAUGUCCGAGGAGGAGUUUGGCUUCGCCAGCGGCAGCGAUGGAGGCAGGAUCAUGAUGCCCUGCGAUGCCACGGUGAUGGAGUACGUCUUGUGCCUUGUCAGGAGAGAGGCCUCUGAGGAGGUUGAGAGGGCCUUCUUGAGCUCUAUUGCUAGUUGUGUGGCGCCAUCGAUGGGACUCAACCAUCAGUUUGCUCUUUGUACUUAGCUACUAGCUUGUCUGGUGAUUAUUUUUGUUAGAACCUGAAGAUCCCUGUACAGUCUGAUUUCGCCGUAUAGAGUACUGAAGAAAGUUUGUCGGUAUGAUAUGUGGGGGAAGGAAACAGGAGAGGAUGUGCCUGACCAGAAGGUGGCAGAACGCGGUGAUGGCGCAGCGAAGGGAAUGCGGAUGGAGGAUUAGAUGAAUGAUCAGCAUACUGUACCUAGAACUGUCGGAACUGAAUCGUGUGUCCCAGACGGAGGUGGGUUGAGCUGGUUAUAGGUUCUUGAGGUAGGAACUGCAGUCUGUUGCCUGGAAGAUGAACGUUUCCAGCGCCGCUGCCAUCGGAAGUGUGCACUUCUGGGUACCAUUUCCCUUGUGUCGGAGACUACUUGCGUGAGCUGGGUGGCCUCUCGUCAGCUCGUCACACUACAAAUGAAAAUGCAGGGCGGAAUACGCCCUAACUGCCGUUUGCAGUACAUCAGUUCAGUUGGGGAAGAAACUUAAUAAUUUCUGAAGAACGUAGGAUAUCACAUAUCUACCUUUGCUUUUGGUCUUCUAUUUUGUAGACAAUGCCCAGAAAUCAAAUAAACCCUGUUGUUGAGCAUAUUGUACGGUAACUUCC